AUGGGGCGGGGCACGGGCUUUAUCAAAAUUGAGCUUAAGGAUGUAUACUGGAUUGUUCCUGUACAUCCACAUGAUAUGUAUUUGCUUGCAAUAACUUGGCAGAAUGUCACUUAUCUUGAUCGUGCUCUUCCAUUUGGCCUCAGGUCUGCUCCCAAGAUAUUCUCUGCAGUUGCUUACAUGAUAGCCUGGGCUCUGCAUUGUUGUGGAUUACCACAGCAGAUUAAUUAUUUGCAUGAUCUUUUACUGUUUGUUCACCCAUCUGACCAGAAUGGGGCAGAGAUGCUUGUUAAUGCACUGCAGAUCUUGGAUGUCUUGGGUGUUCCUGUUGCUACAGUAACAACACACAAGGUCAAGGGUCCAUCUACAAGCCUUACCUUUCUUGGGAUUGUCCUUGACACCAUGUCUUUUCAACUUAUUCCAGCUGAUGAACUUCGUUGUGUCAAGGGUAUGAUGGCAAUGUGGCUAUCAAGGAAUUCUGGCACUCGCAAGGAGUUGGAGCGUUUUCUAGGACACUUGGUACAUGCAGCCACUUUGAUUCAGCUGGGUCGCACUUUCUUGAGGGAGUUGUUUAAGUUACUACACAAAGUCAAUAAGCCACAGCACUUCAUUCAGUUGACUACAACAGAAACAGCGGACUUGUACUGGUGGGAUUGUUUUUUGCAGAGGUGGAAUGGCCACUCAUUUUUUCUGGUUCCUGUACCUACAGUCCAUGUUUACAGUGAUGCCUCCACAACCUUCGGUUGCGGGGCCUUUGCCCAAGGCAGGGGUGGUUCUCCAUACCCUGGCUUCAUGGCUCAGACUUUCCUGGGAUUACUGCACUGGAGUCACAUGAACGUGGCUGCAGAUGCAUUAUCACGCAAUGAUUUACUGUCAUUCUUUUCUCUGUUUCCACUGACUCCCUGGUCCCCCAUACCUUCAGCAACUCUAGACCUUUUGGUUCGGUCACUGCCAAUUUGA
Molecule: messenger RNA, 957 nt
Organism: Amphimedon queenslandica
Lineage: Eukaryota; Metazoa; Porifera; Demospongiae; Haplosclerida; Niphatidae
Exons: 2
Coding region: 1-957 (318 amino acids)
Source: RefSeq, a predicted model, not a curated record